GGGAUUAACCGUUGUGUUUUUUUUAGCCCCUCGUCCCGCCCCCACUUCUUCUUCUGAGGGGCAGUGAAGGACCCCUGGAGAGCAGCUCCAAACUUUCUUCCUCACUCACUCCCUCCUCCAAACUUCCUUCAAGUCGCUUUGGAUGGUCUUCCCCGUCUUGUCUCUCCAGGCUUUGGGAAGCUUCAGCUCAGCAAGGCUCUGGUCCCUCUUGGCAUUUUGCGGGUUAUGAGGAUUUAGCGGAUUUUUUCGACGAUGACUUUGAGCGGUUUGCUGGUAGCUCUUGUGUUUUUGUGGAGUUUUUCUGGAAGUCCGGCAGCUUCACAGCACAGACACGGCAGACACGGCAACAAGAACUGGUGUGCGUUUAUUGUCCAAAAGAAUGUGAGCUGCGCAGUGCAGGCAGGUUUGGAGGGUCCCGCAGAGGCUGCACCCUGUCCCAUGAACCAGCCUGACUGCCAGCAGCAGAUGAGGUUCCCCUCACGGACCCAUUUUCGACCCACUUAUAGGAUUUCCUAUAAGACUGUAACUGAACUUGAAUGGAGGUGCUGCCCAGGAUACCAAGGCCCAGACUGCAGAGAACUAAAAGGCUCUCCAAACAGACAGACUUUGCUUGAACAUCAACCACAGUUGCACCCUCAGCCUCGACACACUGGACACACUCGAAAUGCACAAAGGACAGAGCGAAGAGAGACAGGGCAAUAUUACAGCUAUCACGGGGCUGAGAAAACUCGUCAGCUCGAGGAAGACGUGCAGCGCCUCUCGCAGACGCUGCUGGACCUCCAAGCAUCCGUGGCAAGCAUGCGGACAGACCUGCAGAAUGACACCAGAAAGAUGCUGAUGCACAGCAUGCGUGGGCCAGACAGCGGCAGAACAGGAGGCACCGAAGAAAGUGCAGCACAUCUGGAUGGGCACCAGGCCACAAGGGGUCUCACCCAUGGGGAAAGGGGAAUGGAGGAAGUUCUGGCCAGGCUUAACGAUGUAACAGAUGCACUGAAGAACAAAGAUGAGGUGAUUAAGGAGCUGCGUGACACUGUGACGGGUCAUGACGGGCAGAUCCGUAUGCUUAUGGACACUUCUCAGGGACCAGCAGUCACUCCUGGUGCAUCCUUGGACAUCGAUAUCCUCCAGAGCUACAUUGACAGCAAAUUUGAGAAGCUAAAGAAGGAGCUAGUUGUGGACAUGGAGGACCAGAUAACAAAGUUGAAGAGUGCAUGUGAUGACCAGAUUCUGGCUCUUCAAAAGACAUGCGAAGAGGGCCAGGACAGAAGCCAUGUUAACCUGACCAAACUAGUGGAGAGCAAGGAGGCUGAGCUCAGGAAAGAGAUCCGUGAGCUGCGCCUGGAUAUGGCCAUGUCUGAUGGACUGGUGCAGACUCAAAGGCAAACGACUCAACUGCAAGAGGCCGAUGAUCCCAAUGAUCUGCGGCAGGCACUUCAGCAAGUGGCAGAGGCUCACCGAGUCCUAAAUGCCCGUGUGGACAAUGAGCUGGAACACUUGUCGAUGCUGCAGCUCGAGGAUAUUUUUGGGCCUCGCAUAGAAGAGCUGGAGGCCCGGAUGAACGUGACUGAAAAGAAUGCGGAGACUUACUGCUUCUACGUGGAUGAGAAGCUAACCAGGGAACUAGCAGACGAGACAGCGAAAAUUCACCAGCUCUUGGAAGAGAAACUGGAUUCUAUGGAGGACCAGUUCUCGGCCAUGUUGGUUGAGAUGAGCAACAACUCUUUCCCAGGAAUGUUCAGUCAUUCCGUAGACGCUCUGCAAACUCAGGUUAACUCCAACAAGUAUCUCAUUCAGGGGCUGGAAGACAAGCUCAAUGUGAUUGGGCAAAUGUGCUCAACAGACUGCAAGUCAAGUCCAUCCAGUGAUACUCAAAACCUGGAAGGUUGGGCCAGUAUUGUCAAGGAUGUGAAGCACUGUAGGAAUGACCUGGAUGUUUUGAAUACUGAUGUUGAGCACAACUCUGUAAAGCUUGUUGAACUAGAGAGCAUGAUUGAGCGGUUGUCGGUUGAAAAUCAGCAGAACAGCGUCAGCAAGCAGGACCUCCACAACAAGCUGAAAUCUCUGACAGACAAUGUCAAUGGCCUGAGUGGAGCAGUGACAGGGUUAGGAGACUUCAUGAGCAAGUUUAGCAGAGACGUUGACGCCUUGAACGUUAGUUGUUGCCUGGCAGGGCAUGCAGAAUGGGACCAUAGGCAAUCAGGGGUACCUCCUCAGUCUCAUGGGGAGGGCAAACUUAGUCCCAGCCAGGUGGAGGAGCUCAGAGACAGGCUAGACAAGCUCAGUUCCCAGGUGACUGCAGAGCUGAACUGGUGCAAGGACAGCACAGCAGACAUAGCUAAAGGUGUCUCCACAGUAAAUGGCAGGGUGGCUACCCUGGAAAUGUUGUGUGGGAAGCUGGAUAGCGAGGCAAAUGAAAUUCGGGGCAUAAAAGAUAAGCUGGAGAGAGACUUGGCACAGAUGAACUCCACUUUGAAGACGCAUUCUUGGGAGAUUGGCACACUACAGACCAACUUGCUCAACGUUCAGAGUCAGCUUGCAGCGCCCAAGGAUCAUACCAGGAAACAACAAGAACUGCCGGAAAGACCAGCCACUGUCCCGGAUUCAACCCAGCGCAGGCUUAUCCCUCAUAUCCACAUCCCUCUGAUAAUCCCUUCCCAAAGGACAGUGUCAGUGACUGCCCACCACCCCCAGGCCCCGCCACAGCCAGGCCGGCCAACCCAGCGUCGACCAGUCCUGGAGGCUGGGGAGGCCGGACCCCCGGGCCACGCUCGCAGAUUGAGCACCAGAAGAGAGCGUGGGUCUGAGGUCGCGGAGAAACCAGUGAAAGGAUUUGCAGGUGCACCAGGCUAUCCUCAAGUCAGUCCUGUGGCAUAUAAACCUAACCCAAUUACAGUUUCCCGAGCUGCAUGGAAUCCUGCACGACGACUUGUCGCAGCACCAGUGUCGUCAGAGAAAAAUCCAUUUGUGGAGCCCUUCUCCUUCUCUGCUGGACUCACACAGCAGACGUUUUCAGGGGAUUUUGGCAUCAUCCGCUUCAACAAGGUGUUGGUCAAUGAUGGAGGACACUAUGACCCCCAAACAGGGAUCUUCACCGUGCCUGUGGAUGGACGCUAUCUGAUCACGGCCGUCCUAAUGGCUGCACGGCGCGAGCGGGUCGAGGCUGUGCUCUCUGUGUCCAACCGCAGUAUUCAGAAACUGGACACAGCAGGCUACUCUGGGCCGAGCGGACACCUCUCUCCACAGCCGUGCACAUGUGGAGGAUCUGCUUCCUUCAGCUUCAUCCUCUCACUGCGGGCAGGUGACCGAGUGGCACUAGUGCGGACGGCCGGAGUGCUGGCGAUCUCUGAGGCCAGAGAGAUCCUCUCUACCUUCAGCGCCGUCUUCCUCUAUUCACCUCAGGCCCGGAGAUAGCCUCCAGAGAGAAAGAGGGAGAGCACACUGAAGGACUGCUAUCACUAGCAAUGCAGCCUAUUACAAGCCAGAAGAAACUGCAAGAAAAACAGCGCUUGGGCUUUUCUCAAAGAUAUAGUUAGGUGAAAAAUCGAAUUUACACAAUUCUCCCCCUCAAAUGUAGUCAGUAAGCCAAGGUGCACUACAUGGACAAAAGUAUGUGGUCACUAUAAA
Messenger RNA from Colossoma macropomum (tambaqui), 3624 nucleotides. RefSeq names its product elastin microfibril interfacer 2a (gene emilin2a). The record is from RefSeq and is a predicted model, not a curated record. Bases 253 to 3411 code for a protein of 1052 amino acids. The transcript is spliced from 9 exons. Gene Ontology annotation, molecular function: protein binding. Lineage: Eukaryota; Metazoa; Chordata; Actinopteri; Characiformes; Serrasalmidae.